AGAGACCUUUUCCCGACCCUCCAUCCCUGUAUUGUCUACCCGAUGCCGAGCACAUCAUAGAUACUAGGCGCCCGACCCACGCCACUGGAGAACACCCUGUACUUAACUGCAUCAUGUAUCUCUUUCUAGUCGUUUCUAACGUACCCUCGUUUCUAAUGUUUCGAAAUUUGUUUCUGGCUUUUAUUUGCCGACCUUCUCAUUCCUUGUUUAUGUUUUCCGGGUGGUCGAAUUAAAACAUGAUCUGCAGUGUGGCUCGUAGCAGCUCAUCCUCUUCGAGCUUCAAGCAGUUCGUUCCUGUCGUGGGGGCGUCGCACCUGCACACGGCGUUUGGUCCUCGUGCCUGCCUCCAGCCAGGGAUAGACACGUCGACGACUUCUUGGCCCUUCAAAAAACCGCCACCCAGCGCGUCAUUCGCUUCGAGCAGCAGCAGAAGGAGCUUGUUUCACAGCGAGACUAGUACAACAUCGAUGCGGCCACAAGGAAGAUUGCGUCGCGGGCAACUGCUCGUGAUGCCGAUACGUUCACGUUGUGAGAAUGAUCAUCAUCCAAAGGCCAGCAGGAUUGCAUCAAGCAUCGUUACACAGCCUCCAUCUUCUAUCGUGUCAAAUAACACGACCCGAAUCCCUGCUCAAUUUUUACACCAAAACUACACGACCAAGCGUUUCUUUUCCAACUGCGACGAUUGUUCCGGUUGCGACCCGCCUGACGGGAAAACAAGUUCUCUCCUCACCGAGGCGGAAAAAGACCAGGGGAUUCUGCGCCACCUCCAUGACCCCCAGAAGAUUCCGAACGAAAUCAUCCAGGCCUUCUCUGAGCGGGGCGUUCCCUUCUUCUCCAUGUUCGGGCCACUGCAGGAAAAGCACCGGAAAAGGCUGUUUUAUCUGUCCACGGUCAAUUUAG
Molecule: messenger RNA, 900 nt
Organism: Amoebophrya sp. A120
Lineage: Eukaryota; Dinophyceae; Syndiniales; Amoebophryaceae
Source: the annotation of a GenBank genome assembly